Molecule: messenger RNA, 2813 nt
Organism: Seriola dumerili (greater amberjack)
Lineage: Eukaryota; Metazoa; Chordata; Actinopteri; Carangiformes; Carangidae
Gene: mmp9
Product: matrix metallopeptidase 9
Exons: 13
Coding region: 183-2216 (677 amino acids)
Biological process (GO): collagen catabolic process; proteolysis; extracellular matrix organization
Cellular component (GO): extracellular matrix
Molecular function (GO): zinc ion binding; metalloendopeptidase activity
Source: RefSeq, a predicted model, not a curated record
GACAACAACAGGAGCCACCAGUCAAAACAAAGAGGGAAGCCAACAAAGAGAGAGAAACGCAGCUGAUCGUCAGGGGACAAGCUUUUUCAUUUCUUUCGGCUAACUGAGCACUUGUUCACUGCAAGGCUUUCAGUAGAAUUGUUUUUGGUUACAUUUUGCAGCAAUCCACAGGAGAUCUCAUCAUGAGAUACUGUGCUUUAGUUGCGUGUUUAGUUCUGGGGAUAGGCAUGCAGGAUGGAUGGAGCCUUCCCCUCAAGUCCGUCUUUGUCACUUUCCCAGGAGACAUCAUCAAAAACAUGACUGAUACGGAGCUGGCGGAAACUUAUCUGAAGAGGUUUGGCUACUUAGACACCGUGCACCGCAGCGGCUUCCAGUCUAUGGUGUCCACCACCAAGGCUGUGAUGAGAAUGCAGAGGCAGAUGGGGCUGGAGGAGACUGGACAGCUGGACAAGUCCACCCUGGAGGCCAUGAAACGGCCUCGCUGCGGGGUUCCUGAUGUGGCCAACUACCAAACCUUUGAGGGAGACCUCAAGUGGGACCAUAACGACGUCACUUACAGGAUCAUUAACUAUUCUCCAGACAUGGACAGCACUCUGAUUGAUGACGCCUUUGCCAGAGCCUUCAAGGUGUGGAGUGAUGUGACCCCCCUGAGUUUUACACGACUCUUUGAAGGAACAGCUGACAUCAUGAUCUCAUUUGGAAGAGCUGACCACGGAGACCCAUACCCAUUUGAUGGUAAGGAUGGCCUUCUGGCCCACGCUUAUCCCCCUGGUGAGGGUAUUCAGGGAGACGCCCACUUUGACGAUGAUGAGUACUGGACCCUGGGUACAGGACCAGCUGUGAAGACCAGCUAUGGGAAUGCGGACGGCGCCAUGUGUCACUUCCCCUUCACUUUCGAGGGUAAAUCCUACACCACCUGUACCACUGAGGGCCGUACAGACAACCUGCCAUGGUGCGCCACCACCGCUGACUACGGCAGAGACCAGAAAUACGGCUUCUGCCCAAGUGAACUUCUGUACACAUUUGGAGGAAACGCCAACGGAGCUAAGUGUGUUUUCCCCUUCGUCUUUCUGGGGAAGGAGUACAAAGGCUGUACGACAGAGGGCCGCAGUGAUGGUUACCGCUGGUGUGCCACCACAGAGAACUUUGACAACGACAAGGCAUAUGGAUUCUGUCCCAGUCGUGACACCGCUGUAAUCGGUGGAAAUUCAGAGGGAGAGCCCUGCCACUUCCCCUUUGUGUUCCUGGGUAAGGAGUACGACUCCUGCACCAGCGAGGGACGAGGAGAUGGCAAGUUGUGGUGCGGUACCACUGACAACUAUGAUGAGGACAAGAAAUGGGGUUUCUGUCCUGACAAGGGUUACAGUCUGUUUCUGGUGGCAGCCCAUGAGUUUGGACAUGCCCUUGGCCUGGAUCACUCCAACAUUAGAGACGCUCUCAUGUACCCCAUGUACAGCUAUGUGGAAGACUUCUCCCUGAACAAAGACGACGUUGAAGGCAUUCAGUAUCUCUAUGGACCCAAAACAGGCCCUGAUCCCACCCCACCCAAGCCCACCGCUGAGGAGACUGACCCCACAGAUGAUCCUAGACCCACCGAACCCUCCACCACUACCACCACACGGCCUGUGGAUCCGACCAAAGAUGCCUGCAAGUUGACCAAAUUCGACACCAUCACUGUGAUUGAGAAUGAACUACAUUUCUUCAAGGAUGGACAUUACUGGAAGAUGUCCAGCAGGAGUGACGGAAAACUCCAGGGACCAUUGUCUGUUUCUGAGAGAUGGCCAGCUCUGCCAGCAGUCAUUGACUCUGCUUUUGAGGACCUUCUGACUAAGAAACUGUACUUCUUCUCAGGGGCCCGCUUCUGGGUGUACACAGGGCAGAGUGUUCUGGGUCCCCGCAGCAUAGAGAAGCUUGGCCUCCCCAACACCAUUCAGAAGGUAGAGGGAGCACUGCAGAGGGGGAAAGGUAAAGUGCUGCUCUUCAGCGGGGAGAACUUCUGGAGGCUUGAUGUGAAGGCCCAGAAAAUCGACAAUGGUUACCCCAGAUAUACAGACGUCGUCUUUGGUGGCGUCCCCAAUGAUGCUCACGAUGUAUUCCAGUACAGAGGUCACAUCUACUUCUGCCGGGACCGCUUCUACUGGCGUAUGAACUCCCGCAGGCAGGUGGACCGUGUCGGCUAUGUGAAAUAUGACCUCCUCAUGUGCUCAAACUCUUAAAGGCUGAGAUGAAGGUGCAAGGAUGAGCUCGAAAUCGGGGUGUCAGGGAGAAUGUGAUGUGGCAUUUGUGUGUAGCACCUGUUGUAUAAUGCGCGUGCUUUCUGGGAUGUAAAUGAAUGGCCAUCAUUGCUGUUGGCAAAUCCCAAAACAUACAGCAUUGGCCUAAAAAUAAGUUUAACAGCCCAGUACAGGAAAGCAAAUUGUGAUCUUUGGUACUGACUUGCCCUCAGUCUGAUAAUCUGUGAACUGAUGUGAUAUCAUUCAUAAAAUUUGAGACAAUAACCAGAACUUAAAUAUUAUCAAAAGCUGUCUGGAUCAGAUUCCAGAUUUGCUGAACAAUUUCUUUAUGUCUGACAGGUUCAGACUCUUAACAGUAUUAGAUUAUUUUGGUAUUUAUAGCAGUAUCUUAUAUUAUUUUUGUGUCCUAAAGCUUAUUUGUUUUGUAUAAUUCUAUUUGUGUAUUUCUGGAAAUGGCUUCAAAGCCUAUUACUUGCACUGGAAGACAAUACAUGUCUCCUCUUAAGUUAUUUAUGAGACUGAUGUGUUUUGUGUUAAGGGUUGAACUUUAAAUGCAAUAAACAUUCCAUGAGAACUAUA